Messenger RNA from Olea europaea var. sylvestris, 762 nucleotides. RefSeq lists its product as uncharacterized. The record is from RefSeq and is a predicted model, not a curated record. The transcript has 2 exons. The coding region runs from base 1 to 762 and encodes 253 amino acids. NCBI's taxonomy places the organism in Eukaryota, Viridiplantae, Streptophyta, Magnoliopsida, Lamiales, Oleaceae.
AUGGCGUUGACUGGCAGAGCACCGGGUAAUCUGUCGAGUAACACAAAAAUUAACCCCAAGGAACAAGCUAAGGCCACUACAACUCGAAGUGGGGUGCAGCUACCCGAAAUACAUGUCAAGAGACCGAGUGUGAACGGAGAGACAUCACCUCUUGCAGAGGAAGAAACUGUGGAACAGAAUGAACAACCAAAAGAAUCAACUCCAAAGAGAAGUUCAGAUAAUCCACGGGAUAAAGCCACGGCUACAGUCAACCCACACGAGCCUCCAAUUCCAUUUUCCCAGCGGUUGAGGAAAUAUAAAAUGGAGCAGCAGUACAAGAAAUUCCUAAAAGUCUUCAAGAAGCUCCACAUCAAUAUCCCGCUAGCCGAUGCACUAUCCCAGAUGCCCAGCUAUGCAAAUUUUUUGAAGGACAUUCUAUCAAAUAAACGCAAGCUAGAAGACCACGAGACAAUAAUACUUACAGAAGAAUGUAGUGCCAGAAUUCAGAAAAAGCUCCCGCCAAAAUUAAAAGAUCCAGGGAGUUUUACCGUUCCUUGUACUAUUGGUGAAGCAAAGGCGACUACUGUAAAACUGCAGUUGGCUGAUGGGUCACUAGCCCAUCCCAGAGGAAUAAUAGAAGAUGUGCUUAUCAAGGUUGAAAAAUUCAUAUUCCCUGCAAAUUUACUUAUUUUGGACAUGGAGGAAGACAAUGACGUCCCGUUGAUACUCAGUAGACCAUUUUUGGCAAUAGGGAGAGCCUUAAUUGAUGUUCAGAAGGGAUAG